UAUGCUCGUCAAAGCAUGUCCUGUCUUACUCUGUUUCCUGGCGUGUACUAUUCCACCAAAACAUCACGAAAGGACCUGCUGGCACUGGACUUUGAGGGAAUCCUGAAAUACUUCAGAGUGUCGCUGCCGAAGAAAUAUCGCACGGAGGAGCACGCGCGCGAGUUACUGCAGGUCGCCAUGGGUCUCAAGAAGUCCAACAAGAAGUUGAAGAAGUAUGAGAAGGAAUACAUAACAAUGAAGGAGCAGGAGCUGCAGCAGGAGGACCCUGUCACUCGCCUGGAGCGAGAGAACAAGCGACUGCAGGAGGCAAACAUGAGGUUGGAGCAGGAGAAUGAUGACCUUGCCCACGAGCUGGUGACGAGCAAGAUAGCCCUGCGUAACGAGCUGGACAUGGUGGAAGACAAGGCAGAGACCCUGCAGAAGGAGCUGAUGGUCACGCACCAGAUGCUGACGGAUGUAGAGGAGGACAAGGCAAGACACGAGCUGGAGUCAGUGCAGCUGAAGGAGAUGUGUCGGCGUGAGCUACAGCGCAGCGAGGGCGAGAACUCGCGCAACACGGCCAUCAUCGUCGACUACAAGCAGAUCUGCACGCAGCUGAGCGAGCGACUCGAAAAAGCAGCAGACGGCCUCGCGGACGGAGAUGGCCAGGAUCAAGUAACCGAUACAGUCGUGCAGCGAGUGCUCGCGCCUGUCUCGCCCGACGGCAAUGCCGCGCGGCCGUUCGUUCGGCGCCGCCGCAAGAGAGGGCGCCGGCCGACACGACGACCGCGGCUUCGACGCGCCGAGGACGCGAGCGGGCGUCGGCGAGGCUCGGGCAAGGACAGGCCUGACAGAAUUGCAGAGUGGUAUGGGUGGCAGGGCGAGUAG
Molecule: messenger RNA, 867 nt
Organism: Priapulus caudatus
Lineage: Eukaryota; Metazoa; Priapulida; Priapulimorpha; Priapulimorphida; Priapulidae
Product: rab GTPase-activating protein 1-like
Exons: 8
Coding region: 16-867 (283 amino acids)
Source: RefSeq, a predicted model, not a curated record